Molecule: messenger RNA, 726 nt
Organism: Capronia coronata CBS 617.96
Lineage: Eukaryota; Fungi; Ascomycota; Eurotiomycetes; Chaetothyriales; Herpotrichiellaceae
Exons: 1
Coding region: 1-726 (241 amino acids)
Source: RefSeq, a predicted model, not a curated record
AUGCAUUACACUUCCCUCCUCUGUCUCCUUGCCGCCACCGGCGCUCUGGCUGCCCCUCACAGCCGCCGUCAGGUCGACAACGAAAUCCGAGUGUCUCUCAGCGACCUAGGCGAAACCGGCGCCCAAGUGACUCUUGCAGAAGGCGUGCGCGACACGGCCAUCCCAGCCCUCAGCGGGCCCUUCGCCACCGUCGAACUGACCCUGGGCACGGACGUGCAAGACCAAGCCCUCCGCUGCCAGAUCCUCGACCACAUGGGCAGCCCGAUCGUCGUGCUCCGCGGCGCCAACACCGACAUCACCUUCGCCGACGGCGGCAAGGGUGCCUGGACUCUCCGCGAGCCCAGCAUGGUCAGCCAAGUCGUGUGCGACCCAACCUUUGCGCAGAUCGAUUCGGACGCCGGCAAACUGCGCGUCGUCCUGGAGAGCCAGUCCACCGAGACCGGCUCGCAGACCGUUCUGGAGGCAGGACAGCGCGAGGAAGCCAUGCCGGUCGGCUCUAGCGGGCCGUUCGAGACCGUCGAGCUCCGCGUCGGCGAGUUGGUCGAGGAUCAAAAGUAUCGUUGCCAGGUCCUCGACCAUAUGGGCAACCCGAUCAUCGUUCUCCGGGGCGAGAACCGCGAUAUCACUUUCUCCGAUGCGGGCAAGGGUGCCUGGACUUUCGAGACGCCCAGUCAAGUCAGCGAUAUCGUCUGCGAUCCUACUUUCGUCGCGGUUGCGGUUGCGUAA